Molecule: messenger RNA, 1218 nt
Organism: Liolophura sinensis
Lineage: Eukaryota; Metazoa; Mollusca; Polyplacophora; Chitonida; Chitonidae
Exons: 1
Coding region: 1-1218 (405 amino acids)
Source: RefSeq, a predicted model, not a curated record
AUGAGUCAUACCAGUCACACCAGUAGUAACCGCAACAUUAUCAUCAACAUGAGUCAUACCAGCCACACCAGUAGUAACGGCACCAUUAUCAUCAACAUGAGUCAUACCAGUCACACCAGUAGUAAUGGUACCAUUAUCAUCAACAUGAGUCAUACCAGCCACACCAGUAGUAACGGCACCAUUAUCAUCAACAUGAGUCAUACCAGCCACACCAGUAGUAAUGGUACCAUUAUCAUCAACAUGAGUCAUACCAGUUACACCAGUAGUAAUGGCACCAUUAUCAUCAACAUGAGUCAUACCAGCCACACCAGUAGUAAUGGUACCAUUAUCAUCAACAUGAGUCAUACCAGUCACACCAGUAGUAACUGCACCAUUAUCACCAACAUGAGUCAUACCAGCCACACCAGUAGUAACUGCACCAUUAUCAUCAACAUGAGUCAUACCAGCCACACCAGUAGUAACUGCACCAUUAUCAUCAACAUGAGUCAUACCAGUCACACCAGUAGUAACUGCACCAUUAUCAUCAACAUGAGUCAUACCAGUCACACCAGUAGUAACUGCACCAUUAUCAUCAACAUGAGUCAUACCAGCCACACCAGUAAUAACGGCACCAUUAUCAUCAACAUGAGUCAUACCAGUCACACCAGUAAUAACGGCACCAUUAUCAUCAACAUGAGUCAUACCAGUCACACCAGUAGUAACUGCGCGAUUAUCAUCAACAUGAGUCAUACCAGCCACACCAGUAGUAAUUGUACCAUUAUCAUCAACAUGAGUCAUACCAGUCACACCAGUAGUAAUGGCACCAUUAUCAUCAACAUGAGUCAUACCAGCCACACCAGUAGUAAUGGCACCAUUAUCAUCAACAUGAGUCAUACAAGUCACACCAGUAGUAACUGCACCAUUAUCAUCAACAUGAGUCAUACCAGCCACACCAGUAAUAAUGGCACUAUUAUCAUCAACAUGAGUCAUACCAGUCACACCAGUAGUAACUGCACCAUUAUCAUCAACAUGAGUCAUACCAGCCACACCAGUAAUAACGGCACCAUUAUCAUCAACAUGAGUCAUACCAGCCACACCAGUAGUAACGGCACCAUUAUCAUCAACAUGAGUCAUACCAGUCACACCAGUAGUAACGGCACCAUUAUCAUCAACAUGAGUCAUACCAGUCACACCAGUAAUAACAGCACCAUUAUCAUCAACAUUAUUCUUCACCCGUAA